AUGAAGGAGAAACCCAUUCAGCUUUUUUUUUCAGAAGCCCUUAAUGCAACUCCCGUAUGGAAGCAAAUUGCCAUUGUAUUAUGGAGAUUUGCAAAUGGAGCAGGCAUACGAACAUUGGAACAAACACUUGGAAUUAGUCAGGGAUCUGUAUGUCACUUUACUGAUCGGUUUUUAGAAGUAUUAUUAGAUGUGGAAAAGGAUAGAAUAAUGUGGCCACAAGGUGCUCGAUUAACAGAAGCAACAUAUGGAUUUGAAUAUAGUGAAACUAGUUUAGAAAAUCGUAAAUUGCCAAAUGUUAUUGGUGCUAUAGAUGGGUCACAUAUACCAAUUCAUCCUCCUUCUCAAAAUGGUGCUCGAUUUGUUAAUCGUAAAAGCUUUCAUUCUAUUAAUCUUCUUGGUAUAGUUGAUUUUCAAGAACAUUUUACAUAUGUACUUAUUGGAGAAGCAGGCAGUGUUAAUGAUGCUCAUGUUAGUCUGAUCUGUUGA
This is a messenger RNA of Scutellospora calospora, 486 nucleotides long. Lineage: Eukaryota; Fungi; Glomeromycota; Glomeromycetes; Diversisporales; Gigasporaceae. The record is from the annotation of a GenBank genome assembly.